This is a messenger RNA of Aphanomyces astaci, 879 nucleotides long. RefSeq lists its product as hypothetical. Gene Ontology annotation, molecular function: metalloendopeptidase activity. The transcript has 4 exons. Lineage: Eukaryota; Oomycota; Saprolegniomycetes; Saprolegniales; Verrucalvaceae. The record is from RefSeq and is a predicted model, not a curated record. Bases 1 to 879 code for a protein of 292 amino acids. Gene Ontology annotation, biological process: protein processing. Gene Ontology annotation, cellular component: plasma membrane.
AUGGCAACCGCCUUGGACAAUAUGCAUGCGAAGGUGUUGGACGCUUCGACAAGCAAGCGUCAGAAAAAUCAUGAAAGACGAUCGAAGAAAAAAGACGUGGAAAUAGCCCAGUUCGACGUGGCCAAUUUUGUGCUUUACGUGGACGUGUGGUCGAUUUCACACUCCAAGCUGAGCGUUACAUGGCCCCACAGCAAUCGCCUCAAGUUUUACGCCGACGACCCAUUGGAUGUGACGGAAGAACUGCUGCGCCACAUUGCGCACAACGCCGAUAGUCACGUGGUCGACCAGUUCCUCGACUGCCGCUACAACGAUCGAUUGGCCGUGUUUGAAGUGUGCGUGCGCUGGCGCGGUCUACAAGAAAUUGAAGCCUCGUGGGAGCCGGCGGCCAAUUUGUUGGAAAACAUUCCAACUGAGUUCAAGCACUACGUGCGCUCCAACAAGAUCCCCCAAGAUGUGAAUGCGUACUACAGCCCCCACCAAAACCUAAUCGUGUUCCCGGUCGCCGUUUUGCAAAGGCCGAUCUUUGACGCCCAGUUUGACGCUGCCCAGAUCUUUGGUGUCAUCGGGGUGGGCAUUGGACACAAAAUCACCCACGGGUUCGACAACCACGGCCGCAAUGUGGAUGGCGACGGAAACUUGAACCCAUGGUGGUCGAAUGCCACCAGAACUGCGUUCGAGACGAAGACCCAGUGCUUUAUCGACCAGUACGACAAGUUUGAAGAGCGAACCGACAACGGGGGGCUCAAGACCAGUUUCCGCGCGUACCACGAGUACUUAAAAAAAUUCCCAUCGCAGUACACGGAAGAAGCUGGCGACAAGUUGUUCUACUUGUCGUUCGCCCAAACGUCGUGCUCCAAGAACACGGACGGCAACCUAUAA